AUCUACAGCGUCGUAUCCGAUGUUGACAGGUACCAUGAAUUUGUGCCCAUGUGCAUCGCCUCGACUGUCUUCCAUGAUACAAAACAGGUUAUUCAGGAGUCUGGGAAGCAGCAUGAAAAGGUGCAGGCUGAACUGGUUGUCGGAUACCCACCGUUCCGCGAGCAAUAUACAUCGGUGGUGACAAUGGAGCGGCCGCAUAUUGUCAUUGCUGAGGCAGCACCUGGAUCCGGGAUGUUCAAGCAUAUGAAGACAGUGUGGGAGUUUGAGGAACACACGCAGGGAACUGCGCCGAUGAACCCGUUCAUGAAAGGCAAGGGUGAACAGACGCUGGUCAAAUUCGCAAUUGACUUUGAGUUCUCAUCGAUUUUGCAUGCGCAGGCAGCCACACUGGCAUUCGACAGGAUGGCUAAAUCCAACCUGGCCGCAUAUCUAGAGAGGUGCCGGGUGCUGUUUGGG
Linderina pennispora is the source of this 456-nucleotide messenger RNA. RefSeq lists its product as uncharacterized. The annotation marks the transcript as partial. Gene Ontology annotation, biological process: ubiquinone biosynthetic process; cellular respiration. Gene Ontology annotation, cellular component: mitochondrion. Gene Ontology annotation, molecular function: ubiquinone binding. The transcript has a single exon. Lineage: Eukaryota; Fungi; Kickxellomycota; Kickxellomycetes; Kickxellales; Kickxellaceae. The record is from RefSeq and is a predicted model, not a curated record.